Molecule: messenger RNA, 1613 nt
Organism: Panicum hallii
Lineage: Eukaryota; Viridiplantae; Streptophyta; Magnoliopsida; Poales; Poaceae
Product: mediator of RNA polymerase II transcription subunit 4
Exons: 1
Coding region: 96-1313 (405 amino acids)
Biological process (GO): regulation of transcription by RNA polymerase II
Cellular component (GO): core mediator complex; mediator complex
Molecular function (GO): transcription coregulator activity
Source: RefSeq, a predicted model, not a curated record
GGGACAGGAGCCCACGAAGUGGAUAGCUGGCGUUCUCAAGCACGAGCUUCUCGAGCUCGCGUCCGAUUGCUGCGCCCUCCGCCGCCGCCGCCGAGAUGAUGCAGUCGCACCUGCCUUCCCCGGCGAGGCUGGGGCUCACCGCCUCGUCGCCGUCGCUCCCGCCCAACCCGUCCCCCUUGAACCCCACUUCCUCGCCUCCACACGGUAACCUGCCCGCUAGCGCAACCGCCGGCGCCGGCUCCGGCGCGGCCCCAACCCUAACCACCUCGCCGUCGCUGCUACCGCUCCUGCCGCCACUCCCCCGCGCGCAGUCGCUGCUCCAGCUUAUAUCGUCGCUCGCCUCCAACCUCUUCGAGCUCUCACCCAACCGGGCCGCGUGGAUCUCGGCGUACCGGGGGUCGCUCCCCACCUUCCUUCCCUCGGCGUCGUCGUCACCGCCGCCGCUCCCGACCCCGAUCUCCUCCACCAAGGACGCACUGUCGCUCCUCACCACCCUCCAGACGCAGCUCUUCGAGGCCGUCGCCGAGCUGCAAGAGACUUUGGACCUGCAGGACGCCCGAGCGCGGCUUGCCCGCGAGGCGCGUGCCAAGGACGCUGCGCUGCUAGCCUUCGCGAAGAAGCUUCACGAGGCCCACCACGUGCUUGACCGCCUCGUCGACGACUACGCCGACUACCGCCGCGACCCAAAGCGCCCGCGGGGCGCCGCCGCCGCUGACGAUCCCGAGCCGGUGUCAGACGGUGACUUCGGCGCGUCCCUCCACUCCAGGCUCAAGCUGGACGACAUACUGAGCUAUGCGCACAGCAUAAGUUGCACAACCUUCGCUCCGCCGGAGCACGGCGCGGGGCUGCCUCUCCGUGGGGCGUUCCCACCUGCGCCGCAGGAACAAGAGAUGCGGGCGUCGAAGCUGUAUCAGUUUGCUGAUUUGGAUGUAGGGGUGCCCAAGAAGCCAUUGGAGGCGAAAGAGGGGAUCACAGCGGAGGUGGAGGCCAUGCCGCUGUAUGAGCCACCGCCACAGGAAGGGGCACCUAGGAUACCAAGCACGUUGCCACCCAUGUUCCCGAAGGAGCUAAAGCCACCGCCGGGAUGGAAGCCUGGCGACCCAAUCACGCUGCCACUGGAUGACAUACUACCUGGUGUCAAGGGUGAAGAGCCACAGGCCCCUGUGCCGCAGGCACCUGUCUCAGUGCGGCCAGUGGUGCCAAUGGGACCAGAGCCAAUACAAGUGAAGCCUGUUCAACUUGAUUUUGAGACCAGUAGCAGUGAUGAGUACAGUAGUGACGUUGGGAGCUCAGAAGAAGAUGAUGAGGAUUAGCGCUUGGUAAGCUCCACAAUUUCAUCAUUCAUGUGUUUUAAAGCCGUUGUGGCCAUGCAGUAGCAAAGAUACAUACCAUAAUCUUUAGCUGAUGUUCCCGGCUGUCUAUCUGAUUGUUUCAGCAUUAAAUCUAGUAUAUUGGGUAGAUCCGCAGAUGCUUGAAAUCUGUACUGGUUUAGUUGCCACAUUGUCAGUAAUUGUUUUUAUAAGUGCUUAUCUCCUCAUGGAGUUAUGUUGCCUUGGGAUUUGUAGUUCAAUACGUGUGAAUGAAGAAAUUCGAUCCUGAUGGCUUCUGUGCUA